AUGAUUGUGGAGAAAGGCAUAACAGGACGGCCCAAAGCCCUGCAGUUGAGCCAGCAGUUAAUUUUUGCACUUGUAGAGGAGGGGAGCGGAGCUGCCGUGUUUACCGCUCUUCUCCCUGCAUUAGCGCAUAAAACUCCGAAGAAUAGACUCGCCGCAGCGCAAACAGUGACUUCGCUUGUAUCAGAGUAUGGGGUACAACCGUUUCCCCUAAAAGAAAUUCUGAAGGCGAUGCAGCCCCUGUUUAACGACGCAAAUCCCCAGGUUCGGAAAGAGGCGAUCGCCUUGUGCUGUCAGUGCUAUCGGUACAUAGGUGCCAACAUCAAAGGCUUUCUCACAGACUUACGAGAGGUUCAGCUACAAGAACUUCAGAAGCAAUUUGAAAGUCUUAAGGUUGGCGAGAAGCCACCAAAGAUGAUCAAGGGAGGUGAGAAUUGUCUUGCAGCAGUCAAGCCAAUAGGAUCUUUCACUAGCGACGAUCCAGCUACUGUUGUUGACGAUACCGGCUUCCAACUUUUAGAGGAGUCACCAGUGAUACCACGCCUCCCGAAGAAGUUCUUCCGCGUCGCGCUGGACAAGGAGACAACAUGGCAAGACCGUGUUAAGUAUGUGAACGAGCAUCUCGUGCCUCUCCUAGCCGCGCCUCGAUUUCGUGCAAAGGACAACUACCACGAGCUUGCAGGCAUGAUGAAGGAGUACCUAAUUGACCCACAAGCUCCACUGAUGCUGCUCGGCUUCAAAAUGGUGCAGGAAUGUGCCCGUGGGCUGCGCAGUGACUUUGGCCCGCACGCGAGGCUCUUUGUUGUGCCAUUGUUGGACAAAAUGAAGGACAAGAAAGUGAGCGUUCAGCUUCAUGUCAUGAAGACUUUAGAGGGCUUGAUCUGCUUCAACUGUAUCACGAUGGAUCAGUGCAAUGAAGAUUUUGACCAGGCGCUGCAGAGCAAGAACCCAACACAGCGCACAGUCCUGCUGAACUACCUCAUUCGUAUGGUGGACAUCCUUGGCGACCACCACCGCUACGUCAAGCUGGGGCGCUCAACCGCGAUGCUGAUGCGCGUCGUCAACGACGAGAAGGCGUCCAUUCGCGAUGUGGCGUACGUGCUGCUUGAUAGACUUGUCCGGGCCUUUGGUGAGGCUCAGUACAGGAGUGUUCUGGCACGCUUAGAUGACAAUCAACGUCGUAGUAUGGCUGUUGCAGUGGCUCGCAACGGGCCCACUGUGGGGCAGAACUGUGCCGCCGUGCGACAAGCCUCGGACCUUUCUACUUCACAAAGCGGCGGCACCACAGGCACUACUCCAUUUAACUCGCCUGCCAAAAAGGUACCUCGUGUCGAGGACUUGUCCGCGGCGACGUCAGCUCUAGCGUCAGCACCGCGAGUGCGUACCACAUCCACAUCCGACUCGACGGUUGUCGCACGGCGUCUCUCUGUUCUUGACAGGGGGGACGGUGCCGAGACCGACAUAGGGUCACGCAAGGUGGUGGUGCCGGAGCCGCCGCGAAACGUGCCGCUGCCGAACAAGGCUGUGACCUCGCACGCGUCGGGCGCAGAGCGGCUGUCUGUUGGGAUAAGUCAUGUCGCUGCCGCGCGUGGCAGCGGUGCCGACCAAAGCAGCAGCAAGACAGCAGCAGAGGACUCUGUGGCCAUGGAGUCGCUGCUCCCGCCAAAGAUGGAGUCCCUGACAAUGAUACUCGGGAUGCUGAAGGGUGGCAACGUAGUGUUAGAUAUGGUGCGCUCGCGCGAGUGGGCGCGGCGGCAGGAGGGCAUGAACAGACUCUUUGUCAUGGUGCAGCAGUGGACACCGGCGCAGACUACACGCGCCAUGGAGUACUUGGUGGUGUACAUCCGAGCACACCCUUCCUUCCGUGAGCCGACUUUUCAAGUAUUCACCAUCAUCACGCAAGUCUUCCAGGUGGCUCUGGCGAAGGUCGUGACCUUGACCUUGGCAGCUGGCUACGCUAUUGUGUCUGGCUUCACAUCACGCCUUGCAGAGCCCAAGAGCAAGCCUUUGGUGCGCGAGGUGUGCGGCCUUAUUGCCGGAAAACUUGGCCAGCGCUUUGUGGUGCGCCACAUGUUGGACACGGCAACUAUGAUCAAGACACCGAAGCUGCUGCAGGAGGUGUGCGAGUACGUGCGGGAGGCGGUGCAACAGCAGCCAGACAGUGAGGAGGCUGAGCGAGAUGCUGUGGAGGUCAAAGGAGCGCUGCAUUUUGUCAAGACGGUGUGCGCUGACUUCAACAACACCGGUGUGCGACAGGAGGUGGCUCUGCUCCUCGUGGCCCUGCGUCGUUCGCCGCAGGCCUCGGCCACAGCGGUGGAGAGGUGUGUGGCGUCACUACAGCAGCCGCUGCCUGCCAUGUACGAGCGAGAGCUGAGCCGAUCGGAGGGCGUGACCAGGAUUGCAGGGUCGUUGGUGGCGCCAAGAGUCUCAGUGGUACUCCCCGCUAGUGUACCAGCCGGGGGUGCGGCUGUACCGACGCCGCAGUCCCCUACUGAGAUUCGAGUGCGUCCGGUGAGCCAGUCAUCCGGCCCCGGCCCGCGCGUGAGUGUCCUUGCACCGCUGUCACCGAGCCGCCCAUCAGCCCACCGGCGCUCACUUAGCGACACUGAGGCAUCUCCAGAUUUUAACCGUCGCACUUCCUCUCACGGUGACGCGGUGGCGGUAACGCGGCUUACCGGUGAACGUACCAGCUCCUUGAGACCAUUAUCACGCAAUAGUUGCUCUGUGACCGCGGCGCCGACAGGUCUCCGGCCCAUUCUGCACGAGAUUACUUUCGGCGAAGAGUGGCGUGAUCGACUGAACGGUGUCCGGCACGCUGAGGCCUUUGUGGCACAGGCACCGCGGCCGCUCCCAGGCCACUGCGCCACGGCGUUGCUCAAGGCUCUGCAAGGUCGCUUCGAGGAGGCCAACAAGAACAUCGUCGUGGAUGUGCUACGCUUCAUUCCCGUGGUGGUCGAUGCCGCUGGGCUGGAGGAGUGUCGUGCUGCGCUGCGGCAGCUGACUCCCGGUGUCUUGGCAAUGCUGGGAGACCAGAAGAGUGCCUUGCGAGAAGAGGCACGUAACGUGGCGCUUUUCGCCAUGAAGGUUGUGGGUCUUGAGUCUCUCCUGCCACUACUACAGCGGCCGCUGUCGUCGGACUCAAACGUGUGUCGGCAGAACGCGCUGGAGAUGAUGGUGUGUGGGUUCGAGCGACUCCCUGCAGAUGCGACGUUGCCACGCGCCGGAAUGCAGUUGCUCACGCCAGCUGUGAUAGCCUCCAUGAUGGACCGACUGCUUGACGUUCGUGUGGUCGCGGAGCAGGUGCUAGGCUGGAUCCUAGGCGUUGUUGGUGAAGAUGCGGUCAUUCAUAGCGUGCAGCAGCUCAAGCCAGCGGAGCAGCAGGUGGUGAUGCCGGGGGUAACGCGGCAGAUUGAGCACCGACGACGCCAAGCGCAGGAGAGGCAGCCAGAGGAGCAGCAAGAGCAACUCCCACCAACCGCGAAGGCUGACCCGUCCUUCUCAACAGCCACUACCGGCACUCACGACAAUGAAGAGAGUCACCACGUGACGCCACGACCAGCUACGCAGCGAACAAACAGCCUCGGCACCUCACGCACGGCCAACAGCGGCGCCACAACACCGCGUCGCCUGUCGGCCGCCCACACCCCGUGCGAUAUGCGGCUGGGCAACACCACCAUGCGGAAGAAUGGUAACUAUGCUGGCACACCGGCAUCGGAACUUGCGACGCGAACCCGACCAAACCACCAGGAACCUGCGAGUGCUGCAGUUGAGCAGUCGCCGCUGCCGUCGAAACCCUCGACCACUGCGCGCGAAGACGAAGCCGCGAUGCCAGCUCUGGCAUCCACCGGCGGGCCCGCCGCAAGAGCCUCGGCAAACCGGAGUCGUUUGUUCACUGUGUCGAAUGCGGCGCGCACCCCUGCCACGUGCACUGACACCUUUCCUCUUACGGAGGGCGACGAGGAGCUUUACACCAUACGUGAGAUCCUUGUUGGGCUGCGGUCGGCUACCUCCGAUGUGGCGCUGGCAAUGUGCAAAGACUUUCGUCGUCACCUGUGCGCCGGCGUCGACUGCGGCACCCCGGAGGUGGUCCAGGUGAUGGUGGAGCGUUUGUACGAAAACACCCAGCACUUUGAUAGUGGCUUGGCUCAAGCGUUGAUCGAGUGCCUGACUUCGAUGUUCAUGAUCCCGCGCUGUGCAAUGCGGUGUCACAGUCAGCUUCUGUUUCGUGUACUGGGCUCUUUCUUUGACUGCCUGCUGUCGGAGAAGUUCUCGCUGCACGAGCCAGUCAUCAAAGCCUUAAAUGCCACGACGCUGAAGCUGCUGGAGGGCUGCCCGACUAACGACGUGUUCAGCGCGCUGCUGUCUCGAUUGACCGCCUACUCUACCACCUACCUCUCCACUGGCCACAGAGCCGACCUGAAGUUCAUCCAGGUGACUGUGAAGUGUGUGAUGCGAGUGCAUUUUACCAAGGUGAGCGCUGACACCAUCAUUCUGUGCUGCCACGAGUACUUGUUGCAGCACCCACCAAGUGCGUUUCGCAACUUGGACGACUUGCCGAUCCGGACGGUGAAGACAAUCUUACAGACGACAACAAAGCGAGACGGGGCAUCACUCCUCACCACAGCCGAGAACCUUGUAGGGCCGCAGAAUCUCGUCACGCACUUCAUUCGCGCCUGUCUCCAGUUGCGCGACAAGGCCGCCAAGGAGAGGAGUCAGAAUGAGCAGCAGGCGAUCGAGGAUAGCCGGAACGAGCAGCGGGCGAGUCAGUCGCCGGCCCCUCUUCCUGAAAGAGAAAAAACCUGCUCCCUGCCAUCGCAGCUGACCACAACCGCUGCUACGACUAGUGCUGCUGCUACUGUCGUUCCCACCAGAGCUGCUGCUUCUGGCCCAGCCCCGACCACUGCCAUGGCCUUGGUCACCCCUAGGCAGGGUAUCGCCACCCCGACGCGGCGAAGGAGGCUCGUGAGUCACCACGUUGACCCCAACACAACACCGGCAUCUUCCCUGAACGGAACCGUGGUGGCUGCGCCUGGUGGCUUCUCUGCAGGUUCAUCUUCACCGUCCACAGUCGCGUGUAGGGUGCGCACCCCCCGGAAAGUGCAUUCGGAGCUGCAAACUAUUACUGCCGCCUCUCAGAGUGCACCAGCGAGCACGACAGCAAGCUCGUCUGCAGUAGCCACCCCGCUCACUGUGCCUCUGCGGGGUGGGCUAAACGGGUCCGCGUCUUCAAGUCGAGAAAAUACGUCGCCAGCGGCCCUGGGGGACGUCACGAAGAGCCUGAUGGAGAUCUUUGCCCAUAUUCGCAACCAUGUCACUUCGAGCAGUGGAAUCGAUGAGCUUUAUUCAUUUCUGAAGGAGGUACCACCGAGCAUCUACGAGGAAGCGUUUUGUGUGAACUUCAAUCGCUGCUCGGAAGCGUUCCGGCUGUACAUUAAGCGAAAACUAGAGCGCAAGGUUGAUGAGGACUCUACCAGACCUGCGAACUUCCAGCUGCCACCGGUCAUUCAGAAUCUGUCUUAG
This is a messenger RNA of Leishmania braziliensis MHOM/BR/75/M2904, 5517 nucleotides long. RefSeq lists its product as hypothetical. The coding region runs from base 1 to 5517 and encodes 1838 amino acids. The transcript has a single exon. Lineage: Eukaryota; Euglenozoa; Kinetoplastea; Trypanosomatida; Trypanosomatidae. Gene Ontology annotation, molecular function: microtubule plus-end binding; microtubule plus end polymerase activity. The record is from RefSeq and is a predicted model, not a curated record. Gene Ontology annotation, cellular component: microtubule plus-end; kinetochore; spindle pole. Gene Ontology annotation, biological process: mitotic spindle organization; establishment or maintenance of microtubule cytoskeleton polarity; centrosome duplication.